This is a messenger RNA of Coffea arabica (coffee), 732 nucleotides long. RefSeq lists its product as uncharacterized. The record is from RefSeq and is a predicted model, not a curated record. Lineage: Eukaryota; Viridiplantae; Streptophyta; Magnoliopsida; Gentianales; Rubiaceae.
AUGGAUGAUGAGCAGAAAAAGGAGGUAUGCCUGACCUUAGGAGGAAUGGUAGAGGCUAAACAAGGCAAAUACCUGGGACUUCCAAUGGUAGUUUCAAGGUCUAAAGAACAGAUCUUUGGCUUUGUGAGGGACAAUAUCAGGAAAAGAUGCCAGAAUUGGAAAAACAAACUACUGAGUCCAGCAGGUAAGGAAGUGCUUCUGAAAGCAGUUGUAAUGGCAAUGCCUACAUACGUGAUGUCUUGCUUUAAGCUGUCCAGAAGGUUGUGCAAAGAUAUCCGUGCUUUGAUGGCCAACUUUUGGUGGGGUGAAGCCAAUGGUAAGAACAAAAUGCACUGGUUGUCUUGGGAAAGAUUGGCAAUGGACAAAAGUGCAGGAGGUAUAGGAUUUAAGGAUAUUGAAGCUUUCAAUCAAGCGCUGUUAGGAAAACAAGUUUGGAGGAUACUUACUAAACCAAAUCUGUUGGUUAGUAAGGUGUUGAAAUCCAGAUAUUCUCCACAGGAAUCCAUCCUGCAGUGCAAUAUCUCCAAAAAUGCAUCCUGGAUUUGGCAAGGUCUCAUGGGGGCAAGAAGUUUAAUUACUGCUGGAAUGAUCAGAAGGAUAGGAAAUGGAAGGAGUACAAAUAUUUGGAGACACAAGUGGAUCCCAGACACUGAUACAGGGAAACCAACUACUAGGCGAGGGAAUCACUGUGAGCUGGAGAAGGUGGAGGAGCUUAUAAGUCAGCAUAGGUGA